AUGACUGAGUUUGAAAUAGAUGCUUAUGAUUAUGUUUCAAUAAGUUCUAUCUCAAACAAACUCUUUGAGAAGAGAGUAUAUUGGAAGAACGGUAAUCUCUUUGAUCUUGCAGGAAAACCUCGUGAAUAUAUUUCCAAGUGUAUUCAAGGAGGAAGAUGCAUGCUAGCUGAGAACAAGAAGCAAUACAAUGAAGGAGAACUCAUCACUGACUUCGAUGCUGUAUCAUUGUAUCCAUCAGCAAUUGCUAGACUUUACUGUUUAGAAGGAAUUCCAAAAGUUAUGACAGAAGAGAUGAAGAGCAGUGAAUACUUGUUGGAGCAUCUCUUUGAUGAUGACCAAGCUGAACCAACAAAGGAAAAGUUCAUCUCAGGAUUUUACUGUCAGAUCGAGAUCUUGUCGAUCGGUAAGAACUCAGCAUUCCCAUUGAUUGUCGUCAAUCCUGACAUCAACCCUGACUUACAUGUUGCCAGAAGUUCCAAUACAUGCUGCAAGAUGUUCGUAGACCACAUUACGCUUCAAGAUCUGAUCAAGUUCCAAGAGAUCUCAUGCAAAGUCAUUGAUGGAUACUAUUAUGAUGGAAAAAGGGACAUGACAAUAAGGAAUGAAGUUAAGAAGCUCUUCGAAUUACGUGCUAAGUAUAAGAAGGAAGGUAAUCCGAUACAAGAGAUCAUCAAACUUCUUUUGAACAGUAUCUAUGGUAAGACGAUAUUAAAGCCCAUUGACAAAAAGAUUCGUUUCAUCAAGGACAAUAAGCUCACUGACUAUAUCAUUAAGAACUAUAAUGACAUACAGACAAUAGAGUUCAUCCCCGAUUCCGAACUUUCAUGUGUAAAGUCAUUUAAACCUAUCGUUCGUCACUUUAACUAUUGUCCAUUAGGUUUCAAUCCUUUCUAUGUCCAAACGAAUCAUGA
Molecule: messenger RNA, 911 nt
Organism: Trichomonas vaginalis G3
Lineage: Eukaryota; Parabasalia; Trichomonadida; Trichomonadidae
Product: organellar and viral DNA polymerase type B
Exons: 1
Biological process (GO): DNA replication
Molecular function (GO): DNA binding; nucleotide binding; DNA-directed DNA polymerase activity
Source: RefSeq, a predicted model, not a curated record